Molecule: messenger RNA, 978 nt
Organism: Trypanosoma cruzi
Lineage: Eukaryota; Euglenozoa; Kinetoplastea; Trypanosomatida; Trypanosomatidae
Exons: 1
Coding region: 1-978 (325 amino acids)
Molecular function (GO): protein binding
Source: RefSeq, a predicted model, not a curated record
AUGAAUCCAUCAACCGCCUCCACGAGGCCAAAUGCGGUGGCAUGCACCACACACAUGUUUCACGUAGCGAAACCGUCCGUUCCGCCAAAAGGUCGCGGUGUUCGUCGGACGAAGGAGGCUAUUCCGACCAGAGCCGCGGCCGUAGUGGCACCUUUACGCCGUAGCGAGCUGGAGGAACGACUGCAGUACCUUCUACAGGCCGAAGAGGAACUGGCAUCCGCCGUUGGACCCAAUGAUGUAAUGCAAGUAUUAGAAGAGCUGCGACGACGUCGCCAGGACCGAAAGGCGGUUGCUCUCCCAAGAAAACGCCUGUCGGAGAGUUUACAUUUUAUUUGUCCACAUGUGGCGACUUUAGUGAGGGCAUGUGAGUCAACUUCUGAUGAGGCCGUGGUACAAAUAUUGCGUGAGUUUUAUCAAAGUCACUAUGCAACCGGUGGUAAUGAGAAGGGUCGGUCAUUGGUGUCUACGGCGCUUGCAGAGGUUUUACUGAAGCGAAGGGCAAACGAAAAUGAUAUUUCAGAGGCUCUUUCUAUGUUGGACGAUGCGGUAGCGAAUGGACAUACGGGGGCGAUGCUUCUUGUCGGUCUUUGUCUGCGUGAUGGGAUCGGGGUGCCCAAGGACUUGGAAGCGGCACUCGUGUGGGUUGAACGUUCCGCUGACGCUGGCUAUGCCCCUGCAAUGUUUGAACUUGGGGUGAUGUACGAAGAUGGCGUAGAGGAUUGUGGCGAGAGCACUUUGCCUGCUGACUGGGGUGAGGCGGCGGAAUGGUAUAAGGGGGCUGCAGAUCGUGGACACACAAUGGCCCAGUUGAAUUUAGGCAAACUCUUGUGGAAGGCAGCGGCACUGGCACGUGACGCCAAACCUGACAACUGCGACGAAAGUACUAUUGUAAAUCUUCAGACCAAAUCCCGCGCAUGGUUAGAAAUGGCGGCGUCUUCAGGAAGUGAAGAGGCCGUGCGGCUCCUUCGCCGUAGAUGA